AUGCUGUGGUUCAAGUGCAAUGAAAUUAUACCUGGAACAGCAAUAGGUGUUGCAUUUAUUGGGGUUGCCUUAAGCUUUUGUUUAUUUCUAUACGAAACAGUACCCGUUCCGGAUCUCCAUGUAAUUUGCAGAAUGUCACAGGCCUCAGAAGAAAAUCUGGAAGUCUUCAGGGCAGAGAAAAAUGAAGCUUUUGUACUUGGCUAUACAGGAGAAGUGGGCAAAGAGCUGAUACGGGACAUGGCUUUAUUGAAGGCAUUCUCAAAAGUCUACCUUAUUGGCAGGAGAUUUGUCAAACUUCCUGACCACCUUGGUCCUGAAUUUGAACAAGUGAUUGUAGACUUUGAUGAUUUAGAUUCCUAUUCAGACGUGUUUCGUGAUGUGAAAUAUGGAUUCUGCUGUUUGGGCACAACAAGAGCUAAAUCUGGAAAGACAGGUUUUGUGAAGGUCGACCAUGAUUAUGUUUUAAAAGCUGCAGAACUUGCCAAGGCAUCAGGAUGCAAACAUUAUUCAGUGUUGUCCUCUCAGGGGGCGGAUAAAAACAGUUCCCUUCUCUAUCCAAGAACUAAGGGCCAGGUUGAGGAAGCAUUAAAAGUGAUUCAUUUUCGUCAGCUGUCGAUUUUCCGACCAGGGUUGAUACUCUGCAACCGACAAGAAAGCCGCCCAAGUGAGACGUUCUUUAAGACAGUACUCAAACCCAUGUCCUAUUUCUUUCCGACUGCUGUCACAACACCUGUGCAGGUACUCGCCCGUGCGAUGAUUAAUGAUGCCAUCCAUCCCAUUCGCCAUGACCCUGUUUUGUUAUACGAAAAUAGAGCCAUCCAUUUCCUAUCUGGUAUUUCAAAACAAUGCAGUUGAAAAAUGGAAAAUUAAUUGAUAUCUGUUAAUCAGGAAAUAUUUUGUUUAUUUUAAAGCAAAAUUCCAAAUAAUUCAAUACCACUUUAUUAUCCUGAAAAACUGCUGUUUUUGUAUAAAAUUGCUGUUCAGAUAAUUUAAUUUGUGUUCAAGAAAAUAUUCAUUUCAAAAGAAAAGAUUUGCUUUUAGAUAGUUACCAACAUAUUAUUAUAUGCUCUCCCCUCUUGUUUGUUGGAAGUGAAGUUGUUGUCAGUAUGAUUUUGGUUUUUAAUAACUUUUUUGUUUGUAUAAAACAGAUUUGCAAACUGAAUUUACAGUCAUUGCAAGACUUGUUACCAUAGAACGCUUUUUGAAUACAUAAAGUGAUAAUUAACUUUAUAAAUAUAACAAAGUUAUUCACCAAAAAUAAAUUCCAAAAAAUAGCUUCACCAGAUUUACCAGAUGAUUAAAAAAAAAAAAAAAAAAUGGGAAUUUAUGUCCCACCAUUUUUAUGUUACAGCAUAUAGUGUUCAUGUGUUAUGUCACCGGGCGUUUGAAUUAACUUUGACAAGAAGUUAAACAAUAACAAAAGCAGGAUUAUCUCCCUUUUUUGUGCAUACCAUGUAUGGGCUAACCAUGAUGCGCAAUCUUCCCUUGUAGUGCACAAAUAAUAACCAUCAGUCGUGAAAUGAUUUAAGUAUUUUUUUGCAAUCUUUAAUUCAAAUGAGUAGAACCUGAUCAUAGGUUUUGUAUUACGUAAAGAAUAUGUGAAAAAUAUGUGAUAUCUGCAGUUGUUUUUCGAUAUGUCAGGGUAUGCAAAAUACUGUUUUGGUGAAGCUAUGUUUUUUUUUUAAAUAUUUGUUUGAGCCCCUAAAUGCAUUAGAAUGUAAGAAUUCAAGAUGUUUAUUAUACAGGUUGUAUUAUUUCUAGAUAGUGACUUAGUUUUUCUUUCUCUUUGUGAUAUAGCCUGCUGAGUAUGAUAUGAAGUGCAUGUUAAUUCUGUUUAAAAUUGUACCUGUGAUUUAGCUGUUGUGAAUACAGUAAUGAUAUGCUGUUAUAUUACAAAAUUAUGUUUACAUCUUAAUAUGGUAUUAUUGAUUUUUAUAUAUAAACACAUCUACAAAUUAAAUAAAUAUGACAGUUUUAUUUGGUUAAAAAAUUGGUAUUCAAAACUUUUUUUUAUAUGUAAUUCUAAUACAUGUUUAUAUGUAUAUAGUAUUUCUAUGUUGGGCGAAACUACAUUACCAUAUAGAAGCAUUCAGAUUUGUAACAAAUUUGUAAAAGAUAUUGAAGUUUCUGAAGAUGUUUAGUAGCAUUAAACAUUCAUAGUUGGUAAAGUUUUCAUCCACAACAUUAGAUUUACUGUGUUGUUACAAACAAUUGCCAACGAUUCAUGCUACAUUUGCUUGUUAUUGGUGGAACAUUUUUCACUAUCAUUUAAAUCCUAUUUAAUUUAAUAUGUUAUCAGUAUUUAUGUGUCACACAAAAAGCUAUGUUCUUAUAAUGCAAAGACCAAUAUUUUCAAAUUAAAAAGACCGAGGGGGAUUGGGGUUGCUGGGAUAAUGUACUUAAGAUUUUAACAACUGGUGUUUCAUUCACUUAAUUGUUUGAUCAAUUUAUGAAUAUGAAAACUCAAAAACAGAUUAUAACAUUGAUGGUUUGAAUAGUUUUAUGUGCCCAUCAUUAAUUAUUAAGCUAUUCCUUAAUCUUUGUUUUAAUGAAUAUAUUUCCAAAGAAUGCAUACAAAGUAAUAUGUAAAUGAAUUGUAAAUUAAGUAAUUGUUAGAGACUCUGUGUGUCUUUACUGAAAUUUAAUGGAAGUGGAGUUAUUUCUUUCGCAAGAAUUGAUGACCAAAUAAUGUUAGUAAUUAAUUCCUGUACAUGGAUUGAAACAUUGUAUGUAAUUAUUUAGUUACAAUCUUUAGUUGGUGUAUUAUCAAACACAGGAGUUAUUUAUGAUGCUGAAGUGGGAGAUAUUAUUAAUCUCUAACCGCUUGGAGAAAAAUGAAUAAAAUUGUAUACACAAUGCUUGUCAAUUUGAUAACCUUCUUGAUCAGGGUUGAGGUUCCCGUAUCACACUCUCAAGAGGGUGAAAUAUUCUUUUAGAUCCCAUGUUUAAUGCUCUAGGUCACUUGUGUGAUCCUACAGGUCACACAUGACCAAGUGGAUGCCAGUUGUGAUUUCUUGAAGGUUGUUUUUGACACUGUAAGUCGCACUUGAAUGUAGCAUUGUUUUUCAUAAUUUGUCCAUGUAUAUAAGGUUUCCUACAGUAAGAAGAGUGAUUACUCUGUACUAUAUGUACCAUAUGUAUGCAUUCAUUUGUAUUAUAUUGCUCAUAUUCAUUAAAACAUAAAUGUUUAUGUCGUCUAAUGUCUAUCUAGAAGAGAUUUUAUUCCAUGAAUUAAAAUUGGCCAUAAAAAAAACUACUUUAAGUAUAAAUUGAAUUUUGUCAGGAGUUCAUCAGAAAAGACUCCAGGAUGGACUUGUAAAAGGUUAUGAUGUGUUUACCUGUUUAGUAACUUGUUGAUGUGUUUUGGUGUGGGGAUGUCUCUACCUCUGUUAUGAACCUGUGAUUUUAAUCAAGAAAUGAUACGGAGACAGAAUACGGAACAUUUGUAAAAAGAUUGGAGUCUGCUGGCUAUAUUAAUGCUUCAAGAUCUACUUUUUGAUAUACGCAGUGUAAUUUUAAUCUUGCUUUAUGCUUAUUUUCACUAGAUAGUGUUCAACUGAAUCAUAGGGACAUGGCACAAAUUGCUAUCACACGGUUCAUACAAAUAUAUCAUACUACAAUUGAUAAAUAUUAAAUGUCAGCUGGGAAUAUGAGCCAAAUGCCUGUGAAUCAAAUUAUAUGUGUUACCAUUCGAAUACUUUUGCUUGCCAACAUGAACAAUAAGCAUCCUCGGAUCUGUCAGAAGAGCCCACUAAACCCCAGUGUGGGAUCUGAGAGCUCAUCACACUUAAUAUGUCAGAAUCAGGUAAUUCUGACUUUAUAUUCCAACUUCCCUCUGUGAACAAAAUGGAAAACCAAUCGAAAAAAUGGUCCUGAUGAAGACCUAGUGAUUGGUUCAAAACUAGUAGACGAUUAAAAAUAUUACCAGAACACGCUUGAAUAUGUUGAGGUUAACUUACCUUGCAUGUAAGUAUUUAUAAGUAUUAAUCAUUUAACAUUUUAGUUAAUUUAGUGUUAUCAGAUUAAUUAUCAUGCAAAUAGCUGUCAUUGUGUUUUGCCAUUUUUCUAUAUUAAGCCACACUGAUGACCUUGUUUAUGUACAUUGUUUGAUGUAUAUAUAGGUUCUUAAAAUGAUUUUCCAUUCAAUACAUGAAUCUAUGAAAUGUGUCAAAGACUUUUUAAUCUUAGCGAGCCUAUGGCAGGGAAAAUAAAAAUUUGUGAUGAGUUUUAAAAUGAAGCAUCCAAUAGAAACAAAUUUAAAACCCAUUUUAUCACAUGAAUAAAUUAUUGAAGCAAAUAGGGUAGAAAACGGACAUUUCUAAGUAAAACCUUAAAAAAAUACUGCUUUUGCAUUAUGUUUUUGUACUGCUCCCCUUGAACUCCUGCUGUGUAUAAAAACUAAUUAAUGUUUCCAAAAAAGUGAUAGGUAGGAUAUCACAGUGAUUUUUUUUAAAACAGUGGGUUAAAUGGAAUUUAAUGUAAACCAACAUUGCAAUAACAGAAAAGCAAAAUCUAAUUCAAAAUGAAUUUCUAAUUUUGAUAUUUUUUUUUCUUUUUAAAAGUUCAACUGAGAUUACUGCAUUUCUCUUGUGAGAGAAGUUUGGAAAAUAUUCCAUUCCUCCAUUUGUUUGAGAAACCUACAUUCCUUUGUCAGAUAUGUUUUUUGUGUUAGAUUUAUUAUUUUCCUUCUGUUAAUUUGAUUUGUUGUUAAUUUAACAAAAACCAUUCUCAAAUAUAACCUAAACUUUAUUCCACUAACUGUCACAAGUUUUUGUACUUCAAUAUUUAUCUGUUUAUUUAUUGUGUGAACCACUGCUUUAAUUCUGAGUUUUGCUGCUUAUGAAAAAUUACCAGAGAUGUUUGCUACAGAGAAAUAUCCCAAAAACCGGACAUGCUUUUUUUUCAAAAUUGUGUUUGGUAUUAAUUUAAACUAAUGUUAGAAAGAGAUGUAUAGUCUCCCAUUCAAAAAACAAAUCGCUUGAAAAAAGUUCCAGAUUUUUCUUAAAAAGUGAAGAUGCUUAUUUGCAAUGGAAUUAUGACUAAGUUUCUUCAGUCCUAUACAAGUGAUUAGGUGAUGAAAUAACGGGCCAGAUGCACUGUAAUAUUGUGCUGUGAAUCUACAAACGUCCAAAGCUUCGAGUAAUCAUUUCAUUAUUAAGUAUAAGACUAAAAUUGGAAAAUACCUAUAUGUGUUUACAUUGUCGUCUGCUUUCCUUGUUUUUUGUGUCACUGUCUUAAUGUUUUACAAUUGUUUAUGUAUUGCUGAUUAAAAACGUUUACCUUUUAA
Messenger RNA from Ylistrum balloti, 5287 nucleotides. RefSeq names its product oxidoreductase HTATIP2-like. Gene Ontology annotation, biological process: import into nucleus. The coding region runs from base 1 to 855 and encodes 284 amino acids. The transcript has 6 exons. The record is from RefSeq and is a predicted model, not a curated record. NCBI's taxonomy places the organism in Eukaryota, Metazoa, Mollusca, Bivalvia, Pectinida, Pectinidae. Gene Ontology annotation, cellular component: cytoplasm.